AUGUGUCUCGCGCGGCCGCAUAGCGCAAAGAUACCGUGAGGGCAGAGAAGCUACCAUGUUGCGGCGCUCUGCUCGCCUUCUCUUCUCUCCUCCCUUCCUCCCCCGUGCCACCCGAACCCUAAGCCCCAUCGGAAACCCUAACUCCAUCCUCUCUAUCUCCUCCUCCUCCUCCCCCUCCCCCUCCCCCUCCCCCCCUUUCUCCUCUUCCUCCAUCUCCGAUGCUGAAUUCCGCAAGUACGCCGGUUACUUCGUCCUUCUCCUUGGCUGCGGCGUCGCCACGUACUACUCUUUCCCCUUGCCGGAAGACGCCAAGCACAAAAAGGCGCAGCUCUUUCGCUAUGCGCCUCUCCCGGAGGACCUCCACACCGUCUCCAACUGGAGCGGCACCCACGAGGUCCACACUCGCAACUUCCACCAGCCCGAGACUCUCGCCGACCUCGAGAACGUCGUUCGGGAUUCCCACGAGAAACGGCAUAGAAUACGUCCUGUUGGCUCCGGCCUUUCGCCUAACGGGAUCGGGCUUGCCAAGUCCGGUAUGGUCAACUUGGCCCUGAUGGACAAGGUGCUCGAGGUGGACCAAAAGGCGAAGCGGGUCAGGGUGCAGGCCGGGAUCAGGGUGUCGCAGCUCGUGGAUGCUCUCAAGGAGCAUGGCCUCACGCUGCAGAAUUUCGCCUCCAUAAGAGAGCAGCAGAUUGGGGGAAUCAUACAGGUUGGAGCUCAUGGUACUGGUGCACGUUUGCCGCCAAUUGAUGAGCAGGUCGUAAGCAUGAAGCUGGUGACUCCUACGAAGGGAACAAUAGAAGUCUCGAAAGAGAAAGAUCCUGAACUGUUCUAUCUUGCUCGCUGUGGCCUUGGGGGCCUUGGUGUAGUUGCAGAAGUCACCCUUCAGUGUGUGGAACGACAUGAAUUGGUAGAACACACAUUUGUUUCUAAUGCCAGUGAGAUAAGGAAAAAUCACAAGAAGUGGCUGGCCGAAAACAAGCAUAUAAAGUAUCUUUGGAUUCCAUAUACAGAUGCCGUUGUUGUUGUGCAGUGUAAUCCUCUUUCCAAGGGGAGAAUCCCAAAGCAUAAGCCAAAGUACGGGAAGGAUGAAGCGUUGAGGCAAAUUCGUGCUCUCUACCAUGAUUCACUGGAAAAGUACAGUUCUGGAAAUGCUGCUGCUGAACAAGAUAUCGAUCAACUAUCAUUCACAGAGUUGAGGGAUAAACUUCUUGCUCUUGAUCCUCUCAAUAUAGGCCAUGUCAAAAAAGUCAAUCAGGCAGAAGCUGAUUACUGGAGGAAGUCUGAAGGAUACCGUGUAGGUUGGAGUGAUGAAAUAUUGGGAUUUGAUUGUGGUGGACAGCAAUGGGUCUCUGAAACCUGUUUCCCAGCUGGUACUCUGAAAAGUCCUAGCAUGAAGGAUUUGGACUUUAUAGAAGAACUGAAGAAGCUCAUAGAAGAGGAAGAGGUGCCAGCACCUGCUCCCAUUGAGCAGCGUUGGACUGCUUCCAGUAAGAGUCUGAUGAGCCCAGCAUCAUCCACCGGUGAUGAAGAUAUAUUUUCUUGGGUUGGCAUAAUCAUGUACCUGCCGACAACAGAUCCUCGCCAAAGGAAGGACAUAACUGAUGAGUUCUUCAGUUACAGACAUUUGACACAAGCUAGCUUGUGGGAUAAAUAUUCUGCUUAUGAACAUUGGGCUAAAAUUGAGGUUCCCAAGAAUAAGGAAGAGCUUGCAAAACUUCAAGCAAGAUUGCGGAAGCGUUUUCCAGUCGACAUGUAUAACAAAGCACGCAUGGAGUUGGAUCCGAAGAGAAUCCUUUCAAACGCAUUUUUGGGGAAGAUUUUCCCCUCAACGGAGACUUCCGUUUCAGCUUGAGUCAGGAAAGCUUGCUUCUCUUCUCUCGUUUAGUUUCCAACAAUUUGCAUUAUUGUUUUGCAAAUCUUUUGGUUAUAAAUAAUUUUUAUUCCACCCAUUUUAUUCCCAUUUUUUUUUUCAGUGGGUGAAUCGAAUCCUCGCGUUUAAUAUUAGAAACAAGUUAGUGUUGCAUGAGACUCCUACUGAAACUGUGCUUGUGCAGAAUAAACAUAUUUGGAUUGAUAAUUUCCAAUAUGCUACUUGUUUAUUGUUA
Molecule: messenger RNA, 2108 nt
Organism: Zingiber officinale
Lineage: Eukaryota; Viridiplantae; Streptophyta; Magnoliopsida; Zingiberales; Zingiberaceae
Product: L-galactono-1,4-lactone dehydrogenase, mitochondrial-like
Exons: 6
Coding region: 56-1855 (599 amino acids)
Cellular component (GO): membrane
Molecular function (GO): D-arabinono-1,4-lactone oxidase activity; galactonolactone dehydrogenase activity; FAD binding
Source: RefSeq, a predicted model, not a curated record